Messenger RNA from Hippoglossus stenolepis (Pacific halibut), 1288 nucleotides. Its product is annotated as keratin, type I cytoskeletal 9-like. The transcript is spliced from 4 exons. Bases 1 to 954 code for a protein of 317 amino acids. Lineage: Eukaryota; Metazoa; Chordata; Actinopteri; Pleuronectiformes; Pleuronectidae. The record is from RefSeq and is a predicted model, not a curated record.
AUGCCCAGAGCUGAAGAACCCCCACCCCCCCUCAAGAGCCGGAUUCUAGACGGCCAAAAAGCGAAAACAGAGACGGGAGGGAGGAGGGGGGAUCCGGAGGAGGGAAUCCUGGACAGAGCACAGGGGCGCGGGCGGCGCGGAGGCCGGUCAGGGACAGAGAACAGAGGCUCGGGAGGACGGCACCGUGGCCGAUCAGGGACAGAGUACAGAGUCUCGGGCGGGCGGCGCGGAGGCCGGUCAGGGGCAGAGAACAAAGGCUCGGGCGGACGGCACCGUGGCCGAUCAGGGACAGAGUACAGAGGCUUGGGGGGACGGCACUGUGGCCGAUCAGGGACGAGGCACUGGGACUCAGGCGGACGGCCCGGAGGCCAGUCAGGGACGCAGCACGGGGACUCAGGAGAUAGCCGCUUCUGCAGCUGUCCAGAAACAUCAAGGAGCGUAGACCUCAGCCCCGGACGUGGGGCAGGAACCGGAGUAGCCGCUGACGGGACCCCCAAUGCCGGAACAGGUGACUUCUACCGAGACCCCGACGCCGGAACUGGAGUGGCGUCUGCCGGGACCCCCGACGCCGGAACUGGAGUGGCGUCUGCCGGGACCCUCCGGCACAGAACAGGGACUGGAGUAGACACUGCGAGGACCCCCGACGCCGGAACUGGAGUGACGUCAGCCGGGACCCUCCGGCGCGGCACAGGAAUGGGAGUGAUGAGAGCCGGGACCCCCGACGCCGGAAUUGGAGCGGACAGGAGGAGACUGGGACCCAGCCAGGACUGGGGGCUGGUGCCUGUGAGCCUGCUUCAGAGGAGAGAGGCUCCCGCUGUGGACGCCCCCUCUCCAACGUCCGCCACCCACAGCAGAAACCUUUUGGAGGCUGCGGGGUCCUCCAUAAGCCCAACAGCCCCCCAGGUACGGAUCAGUGGAUGGGACUGGAGGCUGGUGCCUGUGAACAGGCUGUAGAGGAGAGGGAUUCCUGCUGUGGACGCCCCCUCUCCGACGUCUGCCACCCCCAGCAGAAACCUUUUGGAGGCUACGGGGUCCUCCAUAAGCCCAACAGCUUCCCAGGCAAAGGCAACUCAGAGAGAGGAGCUGGGCACAGACAGGAAGGGACAGUCAGACAGAGGCACAGACUCUCACGAGACAGACUGUUCAGGAGGGGUGGAAGGAUCAUAUCCAGUCAGAGAGCCAGGUGACAAGGGCCCAGCACAUCACAAGGACCCUAUUGCCAGCACCAGCAAAGUGUAUAUAUAUAUAUAUAUACAUACUAUAUACUAUAAAUAUCUGCCCCUGCUUA